This is a messenger RNA of Dipodomys spectabilis (banner-tailed kangaroo rat), 2163 nucleotides long. RefSeq names its product glycine-rich cell wall structural protein 1.8-like. The transcript is spliced from 2 exons. Bases 927 to 1892 code for a protein of 321 amino acids. NCBI's taxonomy places the organism in Eukaryota, Metazoa, Chordata, Mammalia, Rodentia, Heteromyidae. The record is from RefSeq and is a predicted model, not a curated record.
AGACACUGUCAGAACACAAGGCAGGGCGCCAGCUGCGGCCCAGGGCAGGGGAGGCAGGGACGCACGGGGCUGACACCCCAGGGCAGCUGGUACACUUGUGGCCCCUGCCAGUGCUCUCUGGAGAACACGGGGUGGCCACCUGCAGGCCCCAGAGCUUCAGACCUGAUGGCUUCCUUCCUCAUCCACCACAGGGCACACAGGACAGAGCCGUUGCAGAAGACUGAAGAAGGGAGCGCCACCACGCUGCCACCCCUGACUGGAGCAAGGGGUUCACGCGGAGAGGGACAAUGGCUGUGCUAAGCAGGGCAAGACUGCUGACAGCUACCCUAGGCACGCACACAGGCUGCACGGGGCGUGGACACGAGCUCCGGCUCCACCGUGCGCUGUGCAGCACCUGAGCCAUGACGGGCGCUGGUCUGUGCACGUGACGGAGAAGCACCCUGAGGAUACCUAGGGGAGUCGGCAAGGGCAGCAGGCAGCAAGCCCCAGGGAGAGCGCCACCCCUGGGGAGCAUCGCAGACCGGGUGACCCCAGAGACACAUCAGUGAACACAGAGAGGGAGCCUGUCUUCAGUAAAUCCCAGCGUCACUCUAUGAGCAGGAAGGCAUAAGCAGACCACAGGAGGCGUAAGACAGGAAGUGAUGCACAAGCUCUUACUGUUACUUGUUGCUACGGCUGGGCUUAGUGUCCCUCAAAGGCCCGUGUGAGAAAGGCUUAGUCACCCAUGGUGAGGGUCACGGAGUCUUUGGGGGGCAGUGCCCGGGGGGAGGGCUCUAGGUUUCGAGGGGGUGGCCCUGAGAGCACCAUGGACCUCACUUCCCUCUCCUCUCUCUCGCUCUUCUCAGACAUAAGGUGAGCUAACGUGAACUUGUCUCCAGGGCUAUCUAUCUCGGGUGCUUGGUGUAGGAGGUGAGUAUCUAUCUCAGAUGCUUGGUGUAGGAGGUGAGUAUCUAUCUCAGAGGCUUGGUGUAGGAGGUGAGUAUCUCUCUCAGGUACUUGGUGUAGGAGGUGAGUAUCUAUCUCAGGUGCUUGGUAUAGGAGGUGAGUAUCUAUCUCAGGUGCUUGGUGUAGGAGGUGAGUAUCUAUCUCAGAGGCUUGGUAUAGGAGGUGAGUAUCUAUCUCAGGUGCUUGGUAUAGGAGGUGAGUAUCUAUCUCAGGUGCUUGGUGUAGGAGGUGAGUAUCUCUCUCAGGUGCUUGGUGUAGGAGGUGAGUAUCUAUCUCGGGUGCUUGGUGUAGGAGGUGAGUAUCUAUCUCAGAGGCUUGGUGUAGGAGGUGAGUAUCUAUCUCAGAGGCUUGGUAUAGGAGGUGAGUAUCUCUCUCAGGUGCUUGGUGUAGGAGGUGAGUAUCUAUCUCAGAGGCUUGGUAUAGGAGGUGAGUAUCUAUCUCAGGUGCUUGGUAUAGGAGGUGAGUAUCUAUCUCAGGUGCUUGGUGUAGGAGGUGAGUAUCUAUCUCAGAGGCUUGGUAUAGGAGGUGAGUAUCUAUCUCAGGUGCUUGGUAUAGGAGGUGAGUAUCUAUCUCAGGUGCUUGGUGUAGGAGGUGAGUAUCUCUCUCAGGUGCUUGGUGUAGGAGGUGAGUAUCUAUCUCGGGUGCUUGGUGUAGGAGGUGAGUAUCUAUCUCAGAGGCUUGGUGUAGGAGGUGAGUAUCUAUCUCAGAGGCUUGGUAUAGGAGGUGAGUAUCUCUCUCAGGUGCUUGGUGUAGGAGGUGAGUAUCUAUCUCAGAGGCUUGGUGUAGGAGGUGAGUAUCUAUCUCAGGUGCUUGGUAUAGGAGGUGAGUAUCUAUCUCAGGUGCUUGGUAUAGGAGGUGAGUAUCUAUCUCAGGUGCUUGGUGUAGGAGGUGAGUAUCUAUCUCAGAGGCUUGGUGUAGGAGGUGAGUAUCUCAGAGGCUUGGUGUAGGAGGUGAGUAUCUAUCUCAGGUGCUUGGUGUAGGAGGUGAGUAUCUAUCUCAGGUGCUUGGUGUAGGAGGUGAGUAUCUAUCUCAGGUGCUUGGUGUAGGAGGUGAGUAUCUCAGAGGCUUGGUGUAGGAGGUGAGUAUCUAUCUCAGGUGCUUGGUGUAGGAGGUGAGUAUCUAUCUCAGGUACUUGGUGUAGGAGGUGAGUAUCUAUCUCAGGUGCUUGGUAUAGGAGGUGAGUAUCUAUCUCAGGUGCUUGGUGUAGGAGGUGAGUAU